Molecule: messenger RNA, 1683 nt
Organism: Cladophialophora carrionii CBS 160.54
Lineage: Eukaryota; Fungi; Ascomycota; Eurotiomycetes; Chaetothyriales; Herpotrichiellaceae
Exons: 2
Coding region: 1-1683 (560 amino acids)
Biological process (GO): mRNA splicing, via spliceosome
Cellular component (GO): nucleus
Molecular function (GO): RNA binding
Source: RefSeq, a predicted model, not a curated record
AUGGACCGAAACUAUCCCACUCUCUACCUGUAUGGUGAUGACAACAAGUCUAACGGCGAUGCCUCCAAAGUGCGCAUUGCAUUCGGUCGCGAACGCAAAGAUCAAGUUCGAAGCGAUGAUGCCGAUUGGGUUUGUGCAAACGUACGUGGGAGAGAUGACCAUGGAUAUCGGACCAGCAAGCUGAGGACGCGUAGUGCAACAUCAACAAUUUCGCGACCCGAAAUCGAUGCUUUCGGUGUCAGGCGGAGAGACCAGUCAGAUCCCGCGCUUGCUCUUCCGACAAAAGCAGCGAAUGUCGGAGAUAAUGACGUCUCACCAGACAAUCAACCUUCGCAAUUCCUUUUGCUGCGAGGUCUUGAACCUUCGGUCUCCGAGGAGCUGCUGGCCAAAGGCGUCUCCAAGCUCAAUAAACCAAGUGCUUCGAGCACACAGAGAGACGACACUCCUGCCAAGAAGGGCGCAAAGGUCGCGUCCACCACUGGUGAUGCGAAUCUUGGUGCCAAAGAGGGCACUUUACGAAGAGUCCUCCUCGUCCGUGACCGAAGAAGCAACGACAGCUGGCGGUACGGGUUCGCUGAGUAUGCCUCAAUUGAGGAUGCGCAGGCUGCCUUGGUCAGAUACAACUCGUUUGAGCGGUUCACUAUCGCUUCGAAACAGGUGCUGGUCAGUUACAUUCACGCCGGGGUCUUUGUGCCGGUCCUCAAUCCCACCCCGGAUGUUGAGCGCUUCUGCUUUAGUCCCAUAGGCAACCCGGCUCUGAAGCUGGCUUAUUGGGACGAGGCUGGUUAUGUCACCGAGCUGGCUGUUUCAAUGCCUGCUCAGGCGGCACGAGGCUCGUCCAAGGGGACGUCUUCAGUUCUAGCGGCGGACCCAGGGAUCAAACCACUAAAGGACAACGAAAAGAGCACGAAGAAACGCAAGGCACAGUCCGACGCCGACGCCGCCGGCACCGGAGUCAAGAAGCCCGCGUCCUCCCAUCUCCAAUUCUGGAGCAACCGCCACGCCGAGCUACACGGUAUCAAGCCCAGGUCCCACAAGGGCGAAGACUCCAGGUCGACAGAUGGGAAUAGCUCGACCGAUGGCCCUCCUUCGCAAUCGUACGCCGAUCCGCAUCGACAUUGCUGUUACCUGUGCAUGCGCCAGUUCGGCAACGCCGCCGAAGUCAACAAGCACGAACGUUUGAGUGACCUACAUCGACAGAACCUGCAAGACGAGACGAAAGUCAAAAAGGCAGAAGCGAAGCUGACGAAGCAUGGAAUUGAGCGUCAGACAAGCGUGACUCCGUCCGAACCGACCCGGGAAUACCGCGACCGUGCCAAAGAACGACGCAAGGUCUACGGUGUGGUCAACAAAAAGGGUGAACAAGUCGGCAGCAAUGCACCGAAGCCGUCACGUGCGUCAUCCGAUAACGACGACGUCCCCGCGCCUCCAAUCCAGUCCAAAGGCGCUUCCUUGCUGAGUAAAAUGGGAUAUACGGCCGGUCAAGGUCUGGGUGCUUCCGGAGAAGGUAUGACUGCGCCGAUCAGUCAGGAUAUUUAUGUGGCUGGCGUCGGGUUAGGCGCUCAAGGCGGGAAGCUCGGCGAUGCAGUCAAGGAAGCAGAGAGAAAUACGAAAGGUGAUUAUGGCGGGUUUCUGGAGGAGACCAAGAAGAGGGCCAAGGAACGUUACGACAGUCUGGGAUAG